This is a messenger RNA of Heterobilharzia americana, 537 nucleotides long. The record is from the annotation of a GenBank genome assembly. Lineage: Eukaryota; Metazoa; Platyhelminthes; Trematoda; Strigeidida; Schistosomatidae.
AUGUCUUCGAUUUCCGUUCUUUCUUUCUUGGACAAAUGGACAUCGUUCCUCUCACCCCCCAACGCACAAGCGGGCGUUUUGAUAUACUUCUCGGUUGUCAUCUUUCCAACGGUUUCUUGGCCGGGUGUCAAGACUUGUUCUAGGAAUGUCAACCCUGCACAAAGACGACUUCUUCGUGAUUUGAAACGGCUUCAAUCAGAUCCACCUCCAGGUAUUUGUGGUUCUCCUGUUGACGACAAUGUUAUGGUUUGGAAUGCCAUUAUAUUUGGACCAGACAAAACUGCUUUUGAGGAUGGGACAUUCAAACUUCGUUUAGAUUUCACGGAAGAUUACCCCAACAAGCCCCCACGUGUUGUGUUUACCUCUAAAGUUUUUCACCCAAACGUAUAUACUGAUGGUAGCAUAUGUCUGGACAUCCUUUCGAGUGCUUGGAGUCCUACCUAUGAUGUACUAUCUAUACUGACAUCUAUCAGUCCUUUCUGGAUGAGCCAAACCCCAAUUCACCAGCUAACAGCAUGGCAGCUCAACUUUACUUAG